Theobroma umbraticum is the source of this 5599-nucleotide messenger RNA. RefSeq lists its product as uncharacterized. Gene Ontology annotation, biological process: RNA processing. The record is from RefSeq and is a predicted model, not a curated record. NCBI's taxonomy places the organism in Eukaryota, Viridiplantae, Streptophyta, Magnoliopsida, Malvales, Malvaceae. Gene Ontology annotation, molecular function: RNA binding; metal ion binding.
UCUUUAUUCUCACGCUGAGUGAAGAUGAACCAAAUCCAAAAAAAUAAGCGAGAAACACACAGGAGCAUAGCUCAGAGACACAAACUCAAAAGAAGCUUUGAUUAGGGUUUAUAUACUCCGAAAAUACCUUUCUUUUUCUCUUCAAAAAUGGUCUAAAUUCCUAUAUUUUCCAAAUUCUAGGGUUCCUUUUCUUUUUUUUUUUUUCCAUUGUCUCUCCAUUUUAUCCACUUUCAACUGGGGAUUUAGAGGCUUGAGUUUAAGGCUACACCUAUUCAACCUGCUUUUUGUGCUAGAACUUUUGGUUUCAGUAAUACUAUUAAGAGAUGUAUACUCAAGGGAGUCAUAAUCCUCAGCCACAACAGGGUACUCAAAAGCCCAUGUCAUCCCUAUAUCAGCAGCGCCCACCAGGUCCACCACCUUCUCUACCUCACUUCCAGCAGGGCCCAUUGGCCUAUGCAUUGUAUCAGCAUGGUCCUGCUGCACCUCAUCAAAUUCCACCUGGUGGGUUGCCAAAUACAGGUCAAUCUUAUCUACACCCACCCAUGCAUGUUCAUCGAGGUGCUUUAUUGCCACAUAUGUAUCAGACUGCUCAACAGAACUCACAACAUCAUUCACAGUUAGGGACACAGAAUGCACAUAAUAUGCCACAACUGGUGCUUCCUUCUCCUAUUAGUGCAUCUCACACAGAGCUUUCACAGGCCCAGCCACAUCCUAGAGCAUUACCUCCUCCUCCUCCUCCUCCUCAGUUACAAGGACAAACAUUUUAUAGAGCUCCAGUGAAUCCUCUGCCUCAGAAGCCAGGACUUCCGCAUAUCUCAUCACAUCCACCCCUCCCUCCUACAACUAGUUUCUUUACUCCAGCUCCACUAGGAAGCCUUGUACACUCAACAGGUGGAGACCAUAAUGUGCUGUCUACGGCUUCCCUUCCACUACCACCUCCACCCUCUUCUUCACCGCCUAUUCUACCAUCUCCUCCGCCUUCAACCUCUACUCCUUUUUCAUCUUCUAAGCCUGUCCAAAUUUCUUCCAACUUGCCCUGUAAUUUGGACUCAGAUGGCUCUAAGUUAAGUGCUUCAGGUUCCAUGGAUGAAGUUGCUGCUCCAAAUCAGGUCAAACAUAAUUUAAUUGCAGAUAAUGGCUCUCUGAAUAAGGGAGUGGGGAAUGGCUGUGACAUGGGUUCUCUGGUUGGAGAUAAGUUAUCGUUAGAAGAAUGUUUGACAAAUGAUCACUCUUCCACUCCUCUGAAGCCAACUGAUGAAAAGGUUGUUGAAAGGAUUGAAGCUUUAUGCCAGUGUAUUGCUAAGAAUGGUCCUGAUUAUGAGGAAAUGGUUCGUCAAAAAGAAUCUGGCAAGCCAGAGUAUGCAUUUUUGCAUGGUGGUGAGCUGGGAAGUGAGGCUGCAAUAGCACAUGAUUUUUUCCAGUGGAUGAAAAAGAAAAGUAUUUUGUCAUGUAAAUUAGAUGAACAGCAAGGGAAUUCAACUUUGACGCCUUCAAAAAAUGAGCCUUCAGAGCAACCAUUCAAUUUGGUGAUUGCUGCUGCGUCUUAUUUGCCUGAUGAUUCUGACAUGGAGAUGGAAGAUGAUAUCACCCAAAUUGAUGAUGAGCAGGAAACAAAUCGGUCACUUGGAGGCCUGGACAGUCAGUGUGAUAUCAAUAACAACAUGCUUAACGUAAAAGAGCAGUUACAUCCACUGAAGAUAUCAGCAGAAUGCAAUUCAUACAAGGAUGUUUCGUCUGAAAAAGAAUCAGCUGCUGGCAGUUCAGGAUUGGGUGAACAAGGUCCAGAAGGUAUUGCCAAUGCUGACAAAGAGGCAAUUGGGGCAGCAGUUUCCAAAGUUAUUGCAGUCAAGAAUUUAGCUGUACCUACCGAGCAGCCCGUAGUCACUAGUUUGGAGAAAUUAGAUACUUCCAGUCAACUUGCAAAAGGUGGCAGUCCAUUCAGACUUCUGCAAGACUAUGCUUCUGAUGACAACUCAGAAAAAGAUGUUGAGAUCUGCAUUGAAAGUACACGUGUUUCGUUAGGUGCUAAUUUGCAUAGAGAUGCUGGGUCUAGUUUGGAGAAUGUUAGUAGUCACUGCAUGACUGAAAAGGGGUUUGGACCACUCUAUAUAUCAAGCAUGCCAUGUGCAGUUGCGAGUUCAGAAGUGGUUGAAGGCACUGUCACAACCACUAGUGUAAAUGGGAAUGAACGUGCUAAUAAUAAGCACGUACAUCAAAUUUCUAUUUGUCAUGCUGCUUCUGUGGAGGUUUUCCAGAAGGAAAAUGUCAUGGUUGGUGCUAGUGUUGACAGUGCUAGGUUUAGCAAGGUAAAUAGGCAAGAGGAAGAAAAUGGGACUCUUGGUUUCACUCAACAGAAAGUAGAUAAGUUUGGGCGAUUGGCCAGGGAUGGUGCUAGUGAUAGUGAUGAUGAUUCACACUAUAUUGGGACGCAUAGAAGAGGCAGAAGUUGGACCAGAAGUCAGAGCCGUUCACCUCCUGAUAGAAGAAGGAGAAGUCCACGGAGGAGAAGGGAGAAGCGAAGCAGAUCUCGCAGCUGGUCUCCAAGAAAUCGUAGAAGCAGGAGCAGGUCUCUGAGAAAUCGUAGAAGCAGGAGCAGGUCUCCCAGAAAUCGCAGAAGCAGGAGCAGGUCUCCUAGAAAUCAUAGGAGCAAGAGCAGGUCUCCUAAUUUUCGGCGGGCAGGUAAAUUCAUUGGUGAGAAUAAGAGACGAGUGAAGGGACAGAUGCCUGACUGUUUUGACUUUCGUCGAGGCAGGUGCUACCGCGGAGCAUCUUGUCGUUAUCUGCACCGUGAUUUUAGCAAGGGUGAUGAACCAUUGCGGCAAAGGAACAAACAGCAGUAUCUGGAGUUUCCUCAGAGUUCUAGGACUAAUAUUCCUGAAGAGAUCAAGCGGAUCUCUGAGAGGGUAGGUGAUCACGAUCAUGAUGAAGUUAGAGAUCCAGAAGUGAAACCGUAUAGUGAUUUUUUCGCUUCAAGAGAUAUGAAUAUUAAUCACAAAAGAGAAGAUUCUGUUGGUGGAGGUGUUAAUAUUAAUCACAAAAGAGAAGAUUCUGUUGGUGGAGGUGUUCAUAAUCAAGAUAGUCAAUCAACUGAGUAUCACAUAGUUACAUCUGAGAAAUGUAGAGAUAUUCCUGCCCCUGUGUUCGGAGGACAUUUGGUAGAAAACAAGCAGGAAGGACCUAGUGCUGUCACUAACGAGGAUUGUCAACAAGCAGCAGAAUUGCACCACCCUUCAAUUGUUGAUGCCUCGUCGGUUGGUUAUAUUGAUAAACUGAAGUCAUGUGAUAAUGCCUCUAUGAAAAUACUUUUGUCUUUCAAAAAUUCUGGCCAGAAGUCUCUCUCCAGUCCUUUAGAUCAGGUGUGUCAAAAUGCUGAUUGCCCGCCUCUACAAUCAGAUAACUCAUCUAUAUCUGAUUCUUCUCCACUUAAAACUACUACAUCCUCACCAAAUAGGCAUACAAAGAGCAAUGCUCAUCCAAAUACAAUGGAGCUCUAUAAUCAUCCUUCUCAAAUACCCUCCCCUUCUUUCCCACACUCACAGUGUAUAGAUAAUCCACAUAUGAAACAGCAUCAGACUGCAUCUUCCAUGUUUCAAUCUUCUGGGGAAAGCUUUCCUUCUUACAUGUUACCCAACCAACAUUCUUACUUUGCUCUACAGCCAAAUUCCUCUUCAACUUCCUUGCCUCCACCAUCACCAUUGCCACUACAGGAUGCAACUGUAAAUUCAGGAACUGUAACUCCUGGCGUUUCUUCACAUUUUCAGCAGAGUCACUUGCCUCUGAGGAAUGAUUUUGGUUCCCAGAUUGGUCCAAGAUCUUACCCAACUGAAUUUCCUGUACAUUCUCAGUCUGAUGGGUUUCAGCAACAAGCUUAUCUACCAAUUCGGGAAGCAAAUCGACCUUUCUUGCAUGCUUCUUUGCCUGUCUAUAACAUGCCUAUUCAACAAUUUGGAGCUCCUAGUAUGUCUAGAGAUGAUGGCUUAACACAACCUCCAACACACAAUGUUAUUGCUUCAAAUUCCUUUGCUCAGGGCAACACUCAUCCUCAUACUAUACCCUUUUCAGAACAGUUGCUGGGAAACAAAAUGCAACCAUUUCCUGGUGAGAGUUUGCCAUCAGGUGUCCUUUCAAACUCGUCUUCAUAUAUUCAUCCUUAUUCACAGCAGCAACAAACACCAAACAGUUCACAGCACCCUAUGGUUGACAAUAUUCAUAAUCUUACUGGGAAGAUGAAUUCUUCCAUGAAAGAUCCACCAGAUAUUAGGGACACAACAUCCCACCAUGUUGAUAUUGGAGGAUCAACUAGUUCAACUUUUCCUGAUCCAUAUGCAUCUGCACUUGACCAGCCACUAAAUUCUAAAUACAGUUCUGAUGUUCUCAGGCAAGAAAAAGAUAAAACCUACAAUAACAGUCCUUUCAGUUUGACUCAUGGUCCGGUCGAUGGGAGAAGUAUUGGAUCACAACAAGCAACUUCCUCACCCAAUUCUGCUAGGGCCAUUGGGCAGAAUUUUCCUAGAUCAGGUGGUGACCAGUAUGAUCCUCUUUUUGAUAGCAUUGAGCCAUCUUCAAGGUUAUCCAGAAAAUUUGAUUAUAUUCAAAAGUUGGAAGUGACUGGUGAUUCUGACAUCUUAUUGGGGCUUACCGGUUCCAACAAACCAUUGGAUAUUGAGGAAAAUGACAAGAGGAAAGAUGGUGGAGCUGCUGCUUCUGCAGCAUCUGCAGAUAAUGAGGAAUUUGGUGAGACUGCUGAUGCUGAAGUGGGAGACGUUGAGAAUGGAAGCCCUAGUAAUCAAGUUGAAGUUAACAUGACUACUGGUGAGAUUGAGAUUGAUCAGAUAAAGUCUCCAGGGAAGAGCAAAGAGAACAAAGGUUCGAGAUCAAUGAAGCUUUUCAAGGUUGCCCUUGCAGAUUUUGUAAAGGAGGUUUUAAAGCCAUCAUGGCGACAGGGUAAUAUGAGCAAGGAGGCUUUUAAGACUAUUGUCAAGAAGACUGUUGAUAAGGUGUCAGGAGCUAUGAAGAGCCACCAGAUACCUAAAUCUCGUGGAAAGAUUGAUCAAUACAUUGAGUCAUCUCAGCGGAAAUUGACGAAACUUGUGAUGGGUUAUGUUGAUAAGUAUGUCAAAGUGUAAGACUUGGCAUCAACAUUUUGAUCCCUGGCAUUUUCACUGGAGUAGACUUCUGAUUAGACACGUGAGUUUCUUUCCUUCCAUGUGCCUGUGGCAUUGAAGCUUUGAAAACUAAUGUGUUUGUUGCAGCGCUUUGAGAAAGGAUGAGAAAUUUUGAGUUGGUGAUGUUAGAAGUUGGUUUGUAUAGUCUGUAAAGGUGAUCAAGGCAAGAGAUUAUUUAUCAGUCUCAGCAAAACCCAAAGGAGGAUCCAGAAAGGUGUGUUUAAUUUUCACAUGAAUAUGAUGAACAUCUUGUCUUUCUUUUGGUUAAAAAUAGUGAACCAAGAACGAAAAGGAAUCAAGUUUCUAUAGUAUUUUGUUUGUAUAUCAUUCCCUGCUUGUAGAUAUCUAGUGUUUUUCAUUGGCUAUGCGAUCAUUGUGAGGAGAAGUGAUGCUUUAUAUGGAAACUUGCAUAUGUCAAAAGGGAAUUGGUUGAA